AGGUGAGCAGCUCUCAGGGGUCCUUCCUUCACCUUGCACGCAUGUACGCACUCAGUGAUGAGAGGUCGAGUCUGGGCCUGGCCGCGCCCUCUCUCCUCUACUGUAAAGCCGCAGCCAGGAGCCUUUGGAGGGUGUUACAGGGAUGAAUAAUCCUAUACCAUCCACCCUGAAAUCAGAAGCAAAAAAGGCAGCUAAAAUAUUACGAGAAUUUACAGAAAUAACUUCCAGAAAUGGACCUGAUAAGAUCAUACCAGCCAAUGUAAUAGCUAAAGCUAAAGGCCUUGCAGUUUUGUCUGUUAUCAAAGCUGGAUUUUUGGUAACUGCUCGAGGAGGCAGCGGGAUUGUAUUAGCACGUCUUCCUAAUGGAAGUUGGUCUUCUCCUUCUGCAAUAGGGAUAGCUGGCCUUGGUGGUGGAUUUGAAAUUGGAAUUGAGGUGUCGGAUUUAGUAAUAAUACUGAACCAUGAAAGAGCAGUUGAAGCUUUUGCAAAAGGUGGCAAUCUUACACUUGGAGGAAAUUUUACAGUGGCAAUUGGGCCUUUGGGGAGAAAUUUAGAAGGUGAUGUUGCCGUACGAAGCUCAGCUGCUGUCUAUACAUACUGCAAAUCGCGAGGGUUGUUUGCAGGGGUAUCUUUAGAAGGAACAUGUUUAAUUGAAAGGAAAGAAACUAAUCGCAAAUUUUAUGGUCAAGAUAUUCGAGCUAGUGCCAUUUUAUUUGGUGAUGUACCUCGUCUUACUCAAUCAGAAGAGCUGCAUGAAAUUCUGGAUUCCUUUACUGAACAAUAUGAAAAUGAGGAGCAGAAAAACAAUGCAAGGAAAGCAGCAAGGGAACAAAGGAAGGCUAAUGAUCCACCUGUUAAGCCAUCAUCGAGGCCACAAUCACGUAAACCACCUGUGUACGCUGCAACAGCAGCUGUAAAAAAUCCACACAAACUUUAUCCUGAACUUCCCAAUUACCAUGCCACAGAGGGGAAUUCUGAGAGUAAACCUAUGGAAGUGACAGCACUUUAUUCAUUUGAAGGACAGCAACCAGGUGACUUGAAUUUCAAAGCUGGAGAUAAAAUAAUUGUCAAAACCAAAACAAAUUCACAGUUUGACUGGUGGGAAGGAAGCAUCCGAGGACAAACUGGCAUCUUUCCAGCUAAUUAUGUUACCACGAACUGUAACUAAAAUGCACUCAAUGGCCUUAAUGUUUUUGGUUUUUUUCCUAAACUUCUUUUCUGAAAUAUCCACUGGAUGAUGUACAAUCAAUUUACAAUUUGUAUUUUUAACAAAUUGUCCUAUAAAAAAUGUUUUUAUUCUGCUUCCAAUUACAACAAACUUUUUUUAGAGUUGAUUUUUGUAUGGAAAAAAUUAUAAAUAUAAAGAUAUAUUAGAAGAAUAUUUUGAUUUUUAAUAACUUAUUGUGUCUCUAAUGUUCUCUUUCCUUAAUCCAUAAUAAAUAUUCUCUAAUUAAACUCUGUUCAAGCUACCUUUCAGUUGUAGUUUUGCUUGUCUCUCAGAAAAUGUGUGGGCAUUUAUUUCAGGGGAGAUUGUGGAAAAAGGUAUAUAUGACAGAAGAAAUUUCCUUUUUUUAAGUAUCAUUUUGGAUGUUAUUUUUUAAGAAUGAUCUUAGUUACAUAUCACUAAUACAUUCAUCCCAAGGUGUACUGGUUAGAUAAAUAUUUUUUUACAAGUCUAAUAUCAAUAUAUUUAGUUAUAGGACAAAUAAUUCUAUACAGAUUCUUAUAUAGCCCUAAUCAUUGUAGUAUCCAAGCACUUUCCCGUAAUACAUUAAAAGAAUUGACUAAUAUCUGUUGUAUGUGAUUCGUUCUUUCUCUCAUCCUCUUCCUAGAGGGAGAACUGUGUGUGCACUGUAGUGUUUUGUUUGGUAGGUUUUUUUAAAAUUGUGUGUUUUUAUAUUAGAGAAGAGGCAAGGUUGAAGAAGUGCAUCUUGUAUUUGAAGCAGAAUGGGGUGGGGGUUCUGAUGGUCCUCAGUUCCCUGAAAAAUCUGUCUUCUGCACAGAUAAGCUUUAGAAUGCAAUUUAGAAUGC
Molecule: messenger RNA, 2031 nt
Organism: Chelonia mydas (Green sea turtle)
Lineage: Eukaryota; Metazoa; Chordata; Testudines; Cheloniidae
Gene: SH3YL1
Product: SH3 and SYLF domain containing 1
Exons: 10
Coding region: 143-1168 (341 amino acids)
Cellular component (GO): ruffle membrane
Molecular function (GO): protein binding; phosphatidylinositol binding
Source: RefSeq, a predicted model, not a curated record